This is a messenger RNA of Talaromyces rugulosus, 1848 nucleotides long. RefSeq lists its product as uncharacterized. Gene Ontology annotation, molecular function: phosphoprotein phosphatase activity. Gene Ontology annotation, cellular component: plasma membrane. Gene Ontology annotation, biological process: dephosphorylation. Lineage: Eukaryota; Fungi; Ascomycota; Eurotiomycetes; Eurotiales; Trichocomaceae. The transcript has 9 exons. The annotation marks the transcript as partial. The record is from RefSeq and is a predicted model, not a curated record.
GGGUUGCCUGCUGCAGUCAUGUGGAUCAUCUCGUUCUGGCUGCUGCCCGUCAUAUCGGCCAUAGUAUGGCUCGCGAUGCUGAUUGCCAUGUUAUCGACAUGGGCUGCGCAGGGGAAGCCUCGCUAUUCCGAAAUGUCGGUUGACGAACAUGUGCCAUACAUCUCCGACAUUGGCGCGAGGGGGCUCAAACCUCUGUUUAUCGCCAUGGGCAGUGUCACUGUGGUCACGCUUGAUCUGGCUUUUCUGGCCGAGCGCUGGAUGCGACACAGUGGGCAUUUGGUGAGAAACAAAGGCCGGUUCGACAAGGCCUGCUCUAUCAUUUCGCUCUUCUUUGCUGCGGCGGGCGCUGCCGGGCUUAUUUUGCUUACGAUUUUCGAUACUGUGCGGCAUCCGAGCAUGCAUCGCGCUUUUCUGGGCUUGUUCAUUGGCGGCUACCUGAUCAGCGCGAUUUUCAUCUGUCUGGAAUACCUACGCAUGGGCAUCUUCUACCGCAGCAAGUACGUCGUACUGAUCGUCAGUUUCUGGAUCAAGGCGAUCUUCGUCGUCGUGGAGCUGGCCCUGGCUAUUGCGUUUGGAGUUUUGGACAAGGUGUCGAAACGUCAGAAUGCUGCUGCGAUUAUUGAAUGGGUUAUUUCCUUCAUUUUCACCUUUUACGUUCUCUCGUUCGUCAUUGAUCUACUACCGUCGGUACGCCGGCGCCAUCAUCUUCCGCAGGGCGAAAAGGGAUUGCAGAUGAGCAGCCGGCCCAGUGCCAGCUCUGGAGCUUUGCCUAAUAAUAACCUGACCUACGAGGAGCCAGUCACUACGGAUUCGAUGGGCGACAGAGGAAACACCUACCGCGGCCAGACUGAAACUUCAUACAUUGAUGCUCACAUAUACCCUCGCAUAAUAAUCAUAAUAAUAAUGGCUGAAAGCUUCGUUCUGGGCUCUGCGGAUCGCCCGUUUGAUAACAUAUUGAAUUUUCGCGAUGUCGGAAGGUCGAUUAACGGGUUCAAUGGGUCCAAGUUACUCAGAGAAGGCGUUCUGUUUCGCGGUGCCAGGCCAGACGAUGCAUCUGAGCGCGACAAGCAGCGAUUGACAGACGAGAUUGGUCUGGGGACUAUAAUUGAUUUGCGCUCGAGCACUGAACAUGCAUUCGCUGCACAAAGACGCCAGAAUGCCCGUUUAAUCGAAAACGCAGACGCUGCAGACCCAGAGAAUUCUGUUUCUGUUUCUACUAAUGAUAAUGAGCAUCUACUCAAUUUGCCGCAAGUCAAACGACGCAUGAUCAGUAUGACCGGCCGCGCGUUUGAGAGAAUGCUUCUCUGGCGUUUGGACUGGUAUAACUUCAUAAAAGCACUCGGCCUCGCUGCAUCAGGCUACCGCACCGACGCAGCCCGCCUCGUCGCUACCAAUGUAAUGAAACCGCGCGGUCUGAUCGGGCUUGCGCAGGAUAUGCUCGACUGCGCCGGCGCUGAGAUUCGCGAGAUCUUCGACAUUUUGGCCGACAGCGCCGCUUAUCCCGUUGUGGUUCACUGUACGCAGGGCAAAGACCGCACAGGGCUGAUUAUUCUGUUAUUGCUGCUGCUGCUCGUCGAGACGACGGCGGUCGACAUCCCGCUAAACACGAUAAGCGCGGAUUAUGUCAAGUCCGAGACUGAACUUGAGCCAGAGUUGGAGUAUCUGAUGAAGGAGAUUACGCAGAUCGGGCUGGAUGAGGAUUAUGCCAAGUGUCCGCCGGGUUUUGCAGAGGCGGUUAGGGAGUAUCUGGAUUCAAAGUAUGGAGGAGUCAAGGCGUAUUUGCUCUCGAUUGGGGUUGGGGAGGAGAAGAUGGAUACGAUUUGUCAACGGUUGGUGUUGGAGAGAUAG